CUCCAGCGAUGGUUGCCAUGGGCAUGGCGGUGGCGGGAGGAGCGCGGGCUCGGGCGCUGCGGCCCCUCUUUGGUUACGGCCUCCGCGCUCGGUCUGCCGCAGCAGCGACCCAAGCGGGGCCGCGAGGGUUGGUCUAUGAGCAGCAUGGAGAGCCAGCUCAGGUCCUACACCUAAAAGACAUAGGUUUAGCAAAACUGGGGGGUUCUGGAGUCCAUGUGAAAAUGAUUGCAGCUCCUAUCAAUCCAUCAGACAUCAAUAUGAUUCAAGGAACCUAUGCCAUUCUUGCUGACUUACCUGCGGUUGCUGGGAAUGAAGGAGUUGGGCAAGUGAUGGACACAGGGAAUUGUGUGACUGCUUUGAAACCAGGAGACUGGGUGAUUCCAGCUGAUGCAGGACUUGGAACUUGGCGGACCGAAGCGGUAUUUGAUGAGAAAACUCUGCUGAAAAUCCCACCGGAUAUUCCAUUGACUUGUGCUGCCACAUUGAGUGUUAACCCCUGCACAGCUUAUCGGAUGUUGUCUGAUUUUGAGAUUUUGGCUCCAGGAGAGUCUGUCAUCCAGAAUGCAGCCAAUAGUGGAGUGGGACAGGCUGUAAUCCAGAUUGCAGCAGCCAAGGGCAUCAAAACAAUAAAUGUAGUAAGAAAUAGACCAAACCUCCAGGAUCUUAUAGAUAGACUUAAGUCCCUUGGAGCAGACUACAUUAUCACAGAGGAGAUGCUAAGAAAACCAGAAAUGAAAGAGUUGUUUAAGGAAAUUCCUAAGCCCUCAUUAGCUCUGAACGGCGUUGGAGGGAAAAGUGCUACUGAGCUGAUGCGUCACUUGCGGCAUAACGGGACCAUGGUUACCUACGGUGGGAUGUCAAAGCAGCCUGUGACAGUCCCUUUGAGUGCAUUGAUCUUUAAGAAUGUCAAGCUUUGUGGCUUUUGGAUGACCCAGUGGAAGAGGGACAGUGGUCAAAACAAGGAGAAGCUGGAAACAAUGAUAGCAGACCUGUGCAGUCUCAUUCGAAAGGGUCAACUGGUCGCUCCGAUCUGCCAAGAAGUCCCUUUGGUAGAUUACCAAGCAGCUUUAAAGGUCUCCCUGGAACCAUAUGUAUCAGUUAAGCAGAUCCUCCGGAUGUGACACUUCUGUAGUCUGAUGGGAAAAUAGCACGCAAGUGUUUCCAGUGGACUUCAGUCCCAGGAGGCCUGAGUGAUUCAGAAUUACAGAACUGAACUGAGUUAUAUCCCCAUGUCCAUCCUCCAGCAAACAGGGAAAGACAGAGGAACGGGGAGCAAACAGUGCGGGUUUAAUGUAUAUAGGAGAUCACUAUCCAAUAACAAUGAUGGCAUGGUUUCUACAUAACCAGGGAAUCCUGGUAGACUUGAUUGAAGUGUGGAGGAAAAAGAGUCAUUUCAGCCCACGGAAGACCUGCUCUCAAGAGUUCUUUCCCUAGAGAAGCUCCAUCUAUGCUGAUGUAGGUGUGCACAUUCAGAAUAUCAGACAGUGUGAUGAGACUUCCUCAGGAGUGGGAUGAGAUGGGGCAGAGGCUGGUCCCACUGGGAUAAAAGACUUCAUAGAUAUCUAAUUCUAAUUCUGCAGAUUAUAAUGAAUGAGCUGAGCUAGGUAGCUUUUAAGUAUUUUCCCCCUUUACAUAUACAGGAUGUUGUCGACAAUCUUUGCGGCAUUGGACAGAUCCUUCUCUUUUCCUGAGCAAAAGGACUCUGACAAGUCAGUCAUUGGACUAGAAAACCACAGUGGAUGCACUGAGUACCAAAAUUAGUUCUGUGGCUUCUAAGACAGCUUUCCCCAACUUCACAUUUGACUUUCAUAAUUCUUGGGCCACAUAACUGACAGCCAUGCUGGCUGGGAAUUAUAUGAACCAGUCCAAAAUAUUUGGGGGACACCAGGUUGGGGAAGAAUGUUCUAAGCUAUUCUCAUGCAUUCUCAGAGGUGCAGCAGCAGCAGCAGGUGUUAGAGAGUGAUCUGUGCUGUAAAAUGCAACAAGGAAAACUAGUUUCACUUAGUAGGUUUCUUACAUUUGCAGAGUGCUAGAAAGCCUUUGGCCCAGGAGAGAUCAGAAAAGUCACACACCAGGCAUUUCUAUAAAAAUAAUUUUAUUUACAGAAAGCAAAACAUAUUUAAAGGCUUUUUGCUGAGAGGAGAGAUUUCUCUCAGCUGCAUAUUCUCUGCAAGCCUACACAGAAGGGAAACUGAAACUAAAACAAGUCCAGGCAAGUUCCUCCCUUAGGCAAUGCAACCAUUCACACAGUGAAAAGGGGACAAAUUCAACCUCUUCACUCGCCAAAAUGAUUAGUUACCAUAGUAACCUUAAUCUGUAGUAGAAAAACAUAUUAACAUCUUAGUCACUCCUUUUCAUUCUAAUGAGCUUUGUUAGUUUAUUAAAGGUGGGUGGCAUAACUCAGGAGUUGUAAUUAGCCCACCAGGGUGUUCUCCUUGGAGCCACCAGCAUGCAAGGGAGUAACAGCUGCUAUGUAAUCUGAGAGCCCUGAUGGGUCAAAUGUAGCCUGCAGCAUCGAAAGUCCUUUUGGGGAUAUAAUAUCUGAAAAAGAACAGUUUUGAAUUGGUUAUUUAUAUCAUGAUGGCUGUAACUGAAAUGAAAGCAAAUUGCAUUUGAUUACAAACCUGUUCUUGCAAAACCACGAAAUGGCCAUUGAAAUGCCAGUGAUUUUCAUCUCCAGUAAAAUGUUCUAGCUCUGA
Messenger RNA from Candoia aspera, 2699 nucleotides. It is a transcript of the gene MECR, whose product is annotated as mitochondrial trans-2-enoyl-CoA reductase. Gene Ontology annotation, molecular function: trans-2-enoyl-CoA reductase (NADPH) activity. The coding region runs from base 9 to 1121 and encodes 370 amino acids. Gene Ontology annotation, biological process: fatty acid metabolic process. The transcript has 10 exons. NCBI's taxonomy places the organism in Eukaryota, Metazoa, Chordata, Lepidosauria, Squamata, Candoiidae. Gene Ontology annotation, cellular component: mitochondrion. The record is from RefSeq and is a predicted model, not a curated record.